Messenger RNA from Venustampulla echinocandica, 984 nucleotides. RefSeq names its product putative pectate lyase A. Lineage: Eukaryota; Fungi; Ascomycota; Leotiomycetes; Helotiales; Pleuroascaceae. The transcript has 2 exons. Bases 1 to 984 code for a protein of 327 amino acids. The record is from RefSeq and is a predicted model, not a curated record. Gene Ontology annotation, molecular function: pectate lyase activity.
AUGAAGCUCAACGCCAUUCUUUCCUCCGGCCUCAUGGCCGCCGUCGCUCUGGCAGCACCAACCCCAACUAUCGAUGAGCCGAACGCUUCGUUCAACAAGCGCGCUAGCGUCACCGAGACUCCAGGUGGAUAUGCAAGCCAGAACGGUGGAACUACUGGAGGAGCUGGAGGAACCACCACCACUGUCAGCUCCUUCGCCCAGUUCACCGCAGCAGUUGCUGGUGAUGCUAAGAAGGUCGUCUUCGUUUCUGCCCCUAUCACCAGCUCGGUGAAGCAGGUCAAGAUCGGUAGCAACACUUCAGUCAUCGGAAAAUCCUCCAAGGUUGUUUUCACCGGCUUCGGUGUCCUCGUCAAGGACGCAAAGAACGUCAUCAUCCGUAACAUCGGUAUUGCCAAUGUUGUGGCCGCGAACGGCGACGCAUUAGGAAUCCAGAAGUCCACCAACGUUUGGGUUGAUCACGUCGAUCUCAGCUCCGACCGUGACCAUGACAAAGAUUUCUAUGAUGGAUUAUUGGAUGCCACCCACGCUGCUGACUUCAUCACCAUCACCAACAGCAAGAUCCAUGACCACUGGAAGGCAUCCCUCGUCGGACACUCCGACAGCAACAAGGCUGAGGACACUGGCAAGCUUCGAAUCACUUAUGCCAACAACCACUGGCUCAACAUCAACUCCCGUGGACCAUCUUUCCGCUUCGGCACUGGCCACAUGUUCAACAACUACUACGAAAACGUCUCUGAUGGAAUCAACACCAGAUCCGGCGCUCAAGUCCUUGUUGAGAACAACAUUUGGGCCGGCAAGUCCAGCAAGGCACUUUACACCGUUAACGAUGGAGGAGCCGUCGCCAGCGGCAACGACUUCGGACCCUCCGAGAACACCGCACCCGCUGGAACUCUCAAGACCGUUCCAUACAAAUACACCUUGGUCGCAGCAUCUGCUGUCAAGGCUGCUGUUGUUGGCAAGGCCGGUAACACUCUCACUUUCUAA